AUGACUGAAGGAAAACAACUCAUUUUAGACACUAAAACCUUUCACAAACGCGCACGCAUUUUGCAAACCACCUGGAAGGAAUCGUUGAGUAAAGAUGCUGGUGACGAGUUUCAAGGAGCCGAAACAAUACUCGUUAUCGUCGGCGAUCUACUAGAAGAAUAUCCAUAUCAAAAGUCGACGGCGAUACAGACAUGGCUGUUGGGUUAUGAAUGGAAGGAUACAUUAAUCCUAUUUACACAAGACAAGAUACAUUUUGUGACAAAAGAAAAGAUAGCUGAAGUGUUAGAGCAGUUAAAUCAAGGUGAUAAACAAUUAUCCAUCGAGAUUCAUAAAUAUACAAAGGAUCAAUCACAGAACAAGAAAAUUUUUGAAUCCAUCCUUGAUUGUAUAGCCAAAGGAGACAAGAAACGCCUUGGAAUAUUGCCAAAAGAUUUGAAAGAAGGACAUUUCGUACAAGAAUGGCAGGAAGUUUAUGAAGAUUUAAAAGCCGACAUUGAAGAAGUUGAUGUUAGUGCUGGGAUCGCAUCAGUUUUAGCUAUUAAAGAUGAUGAUGAAUUGAAAACAAUCAAAGCUGCCUGUAAACUUAGUUCCUUGGUAAUGCAACAUUUCAUUGGAGUUGUGACUUCCAUUAUUGAUGAAGAGAAACAAGUCACUCAUGAAAAGUUAUCUGAAGAUAUUGAUAACCUAUUGAUAAGUGAACAAAAUUCUUUCCUUAAAAAAGGAGUUCAGGACGUUGAUCUUUCGCGAGCAGAAUUUUGUUAUACUCCAAUUAUUCAAAGCGGUGGUGUCUACGAUUUUAAAUCUUCGGCCGAAUCUGAUGAGCGAGUAUUACAUGACGGAACAAUUCUUUGUUCAUUCGGUCUACGGUACAAAUCAUAUUGCUCAAACAUUGGCAGAACUAUUUUAUUCAACCCGACGAAGGAACAAGAAAAGAAUUAUGAAAUUCUUUUAGAACUGCAGCGGCGUAUUGUUGAUAACAUAAAAAGCGGUGUUAAGCUUCGCGAUGUUUAUUUGAAAGCCGUUAAUUUUGUUAAAAGUAAGAAAUCCGAUCUGGUUAACCAUUUCGUAAAGAGCCUUGGUCAUGGAAUGGGAAUUGAAUUUAGAGAAUCUGCAUAUUCUAUAAAUUCCAAAAACACUAAAGAGUUCAAGCAUGGAAUGGUUUUUAAUUUGUUUAUCGGUUUUCAAAAUUUAGAAAAUCCAAAAGCCACAGAUGAAAAGGGCAAAAUCUAUUCACUUUGGAUAAUAGAUACAAUUAGAGUUUCUAAUGAAACAGCAACUUUACUCACAGAAGGAAAUAGAAAGUUAGAUAAUAUGGCCUUUUCUUUUCAGGAUGGACCUGAAAGUGAUCAGGAAUCAAAAAAAGAGAACAAACGUUCUGCUCAAAAAGUUGAGUCAAAAAGAACUGCUACAAGGAAAUCUACCAUUUUGAAAAGUAAAUUCAGAAGUGAAGACAAAGAUGAAGAUUCUGAACAAAAACGUAAAGACCAUCAGGCAGAAUUGGCUAAACAAAAGCAAGCCGAAGGAUUGGCUCGUUUUGGAGAUGGUAUAGAUCAUCAAACAAGCCAGAGGGAAGCUGUUUUUAGAAAAUUCGAAAGUUAUAAGAGAGAUACGGCCCUUCCAAAGGAAGUCAAAGAUUUAAAGAUAGUAGUAGAUCAAAGAAAUGAAUCAGUUAUUCUUCCAGUUUUCGGGCUAGCCGUUCCUUUUCAUAUUUCUACUUUGAAGAAUGUAAAUAAGACCGAAGAGGGAGAGUACACUUAUUUGCGUAUAAAUUUCCUAACGCCUGGACAAGCUUCUGGAAAAAAGGAAGAUAUGCCAUUCGAUGAUCCGACUGCAAACUUUGUACGUGCUGUUACUUAUCGAAGCACCGAUGAGAAUUUGUCUGAAAUUUAUAGGAAGAUAGUGGAACUUAAAAAGACUGCUGCAAAAAAGGAAGCUGAAAGGAAAGAGAUGUCGGAUUUAGUUGAACAAGAUAAGCUGAUUGAGUUAAGAGGUCGACGACCGACAAAUCGAUUGUCAGACGUGUUCGUUCGUCCAGGCCUGGAUGGAAAACGUAUACCUGGUGAAUUAGAAAUUCAUGAGAAUGGGUUGCGAUAUCAAUCACAUCGCUCCAACCAGAAAUUAGAUAUUUUGUUUAGCAACAUUCAACACUUAUUUUUCCAGCCAUGUGAUAAUGAACUCAUCGUGUUACUACAUAUACAUCUUAAGAAUCCGGUUAUACACGGGAAGAAAAAAACCCAGGAUAUACAAUUUUAUCGUGAAGCAUCUGAUGUACAAUUUGAUGAAACAGGGAAUAGGAAAAGAAAAUAUCGCUAUGGCGAUGAAGAUGAACUUGGAGCUGAACAAGAAGAAAGGAGGCGGAGAGCCUUAUUGAAUAAGGAAUUUAAAGCCUUUUCGGAGAAGAUUGCAGAAGCAAGUGAAGGGCGAGUGGAUGUUGACAUCCCCUUCAGAGAAAUUGCCUUUCAAGGUGUUCCUUUCCGAACCAAUGUGUUACUACAACCCACAACGGAUUGUCUCGUUCAUUUAACGGAUCCUCCAUUUUUGAUAAUUACAAUCGCUGAUGUUGAAAUCGCUCAUUUGGAACGCGUUCAGUACGGAUUGAAAAACUUUGAUCUGGUUUUUAUUUUCAAAGAUUACACACGUACUCCAGUGCAUAUUAACACAAUUCCCAUGAAUCAAUUGGAAAAUGUUAAAGAUUGGCUCGAUCACGUGGACUUGGUAUUUUACGAGGGACCACAAAAUUUAAAUUGGACUCAAAUUAUGAGGACAAUUAGUAAAGAUCCAGCAGAUUUCUAUAAGAACGGCGGAUGGUCUUUCUUAAGUAUGCAUGGCGAGGGUGAUGAUUCAGAGACUUCUACUGAAACAGCCAGCGAAUAUGUUCUCAGCGAGAGUGAAUUUAGCGAAAGUAGCAGCGAUGAUGAUAGUCGUGUUGACGAAGAAGUAUCUGAAUAUUCAGAAGAAACAACUGAUGAUAGUGGUGAAAGUUGGGAUGAGCUUGAAGAAAAAGCGCGUAAAGCCGACGAACGAAAGGAGGUACCGAAACGUAAAGAAAUAUUUGAAGACACGCGCGGGACAAACAAAAAAACUCGUCGUUAA
This is a messenger RNA of Funneliformis mosseae, 3093 nucleotides long. The record is from the annotation of a GenBank genome assembly. Lineage: Eukaryota; Fungi; Glomeromycota; Glomeromycetes; Glomerales; Glomeraceae.